ACUCCCUCGCAGAGACUGGCUUGAAUUCAAGACUUAAAACUCACACAGUAAACAUCUCCGAGGAUUUCGCUUUCUCAUUCUUUCAUACACAUACACUCAGACGAGGAAGUUAGCAGAUAAAAGGAGAUAAAUCUGGGGAAAGAAGAACAUAAUAAUGGAUGUUCAAAACAGAAUAACUUUUCAACUUCAAGCCUGGACUGUCAUACUGCUUCUUGGCACCGUUGCAAAAGAUCUGGCCAUGGAGCUGAAGGUAUCAGGUGAUCACACAGUGUAUACGUGUCCAGAAGGACUUAAUGUCACCUUCAAAUGCAGCCUCUCUGGACAUCUCAGGGACAGGCAUGACUUCUUGGCCAAAUUAUGGUACUUCAGCCACAGCAAGAAUAACACAUGCGCGGAGAAGGCUCAUAUCCGUAACACUUCUUUCAAAGACCACCAUACUCAUUAUAAAGGACAUGGAGUCUACGUGAAUUCUGAUCAUAGGGGAACCUUCUGGGUCACCCUGACUAGAUUGGUACCAGAGGACCAGGGAACUUACUGCUGCGUUGUGCAUGAACUGCACAGAUCGCCAGAAAGCAAGCUACACCCAAGGAUCGAGUUAACUGUACAUGGGACCAUGGAGCUCAAGGUUAUACGUGCAAAUGGAACUCAAGCCAUCAAUCAAAAGUGUACUUUUGAAGAUGCUACUGGAACAUCUGAUUCAGAAGCCAACACAGCUAUCGCCUUGGCCACAAUGGGAUGUGUGAUCACCAUCUUGUCGCUCCCCUUGAUUCUGUUGCUCAUAUACAAACAAAGGAAGGAGACGGUCAGCAGAAGAGCCCACGAGCUUGUCCGAUUGGACAGUGAGGCUGUAGGAGUGGAGAAUCCAGUAUUUGAGGAAAUCCCAGUGCAAAAUUCAGAAGUGAAACCAAAAGUACCAACUAUCAGCCGAAUUCAGUCUGAAUCCGAUCGGCACCUUCUCUCUGAGCCCAACACCCCAAUUUCUCCGGACCCUAUGCAGCGAUUCUUCCCGGUACUGGAACUAGUACCAGACUCUCCAAAGUGAUGCCGGCUUAUGGCUUGGAGCAGAUAAAGUGGUGGCAUGAAUUGUCAUACCAUUGCAAAGGGCUACACAAAUAAUGACAUAUUUUCCAUUCAGAACUGGCAGUAAUAGACAGCAAUCAAGCUAAGCUGGAAAGUCAGGACCAAAGCUCUUCGUCCAAUUCAAGUUCCAACAGCGAUACGAAUGAAGGAUUACGUAGCGGCACAUUAUCUUUUACUAACAGGAAGUUAACGUCUAUAUUUGUGGUAAUGAAUGACAUGAUAAUCAAUUAUUAGUACAUUGAGACACUCAAAGUUUAUUGGUGUACGCGAGAUAAUGUGGUUACAGAAUUUGGCUCAUAAGUGAACGCUGAUUAAUGCAUUUGCCUCUGCAUGGAAUAUCUGUGUGUGUUUUCCUUCAGCCAUUGUUCCUCUCCUUUCUUGCUGACCAAUGGCACCCAGCCACUGGUGUAAAGUUGUCUAACUUUCAGCCUCCAGAGGGACUCUCGAAACCCUGAGUUCAGUCAAAGGCUGUAGCUUUGAUUCCCAAGGUCUGUGUGCAAACAGCAAAGCUCACUGCUUGAGCAGUGUUGCAUCAGUCAUAUGAAGAAAAAAAAACACCUUAAAAAAGACACCUUUGUUUAGGCUCAACUUAUGUUGUUCAUUUUUUGUGCCUUGUGGCGCAUCUGGUGGCAUUUUUUUUUGCCGUAUAUUAGCAUUUGUCUGUUUUUUUUAUGAGGCCGAGUUGCUAGCUCGAUGCUCAACCCCGCACAGAUAGAAAAUGUGCAAGAGGCCAGCUGGAUUCAAACCCGGGACCAUUCACCUUGAAGUCCGGUGCUGACGCCACUACACCACCAGCUGGCUAGUCAUAACUGUAGCUCCAGGAAAUGUUAUGUUUUCCUCUGUUGAUUUUUGUAUUCAUGUGCAGCUGAGGAAGCUGCUGCCUCAGUAACUCAGAUUCCGUCCUGACCUCCAUGCUGUCCAUCUGGAGCUUUCAGGUUCUCCAUUACCAAGUGGAUUUUCCCGGGUGCUUCAGUUUCUAAAAAUUAGUGGGACAGAAGGCUAAUUGUAAAUUGUCCCUAGUGUGUAGUGGGUGGUAGGAUCAGUGGAAGCUGAAGGGAAUAUAGAGAGCAUAAAUAAUUGGAUUUGGCAUAAGUUGGUGUUGAUGGUCAGCAGAGAUUUGGUGGGCCAAAUGGUCCAUGUUAUAUUCUCCAUUUUCUCCAGACACAUGGAAUGGUAUUGAGUAGGGAAGGAAAGAGAUUGGAGACUUGGAAGCAACACAAGAAAAACCUCAUCUAUUUCUACAGCUGGUGGGGAUUGCAGGAUUUACACUCAAGACCCAGUGUCAGUAAGAGUGCUAGCUUCUCAAUAGCAACAUAGCUGCCUCACAGAUGAAGAACUGUAAAUGGAGCAAAUUACUGUAACUGCAUGGAAUCCAAAACAAAAAAUGCAGGAAGCUCCUCAGUGGGUUGAGCAGCAUUAAUGGGAAGAGAAACAAAAUCAACAUUCAAGGUCAAAAUCUCUUCUUCAGAGUCUGAAAAGGGAAAAGCUGUCACAUUUUAAGUUAUAAACACAAAAGAUUCUGCGGAUGCUGGAAAUCCUCAGAUUAACAUGCACAAAAUGCUGAAAUGCAGCGGGUCAGGCAGCAUCUAUGAACAGGAAUAAACAGUCAACUUUUGUUCUUGGGCCAAAACAUUGACUGUUUAUUCCUUCCCACAGACACCGUCUAACCUGCUGAGUUCCUCCAGCAUUUUGUGCGUGUUACAUGUUUGAAGUAGCAGAAAAGGGGAGGAGUACACAGGAACUGUCUGUGAUGGGGUACAGAACCAAGUUGUCAGUUACUUUGAAGAAAAGAUGAGAGUGGGAGUGAAAAAGAUCAAACAGAUUCCAAUAGAAAAGCACAAGCAUAUCUGUUGCAGAGACAAAUAUGGGUCAUUACUUGCAAUUGUCAGUCCAAUUCUGUCUCCCAUUCCUACAAUGAUUUCUCUUUCUAUUCUCUUCUAUAUUGCUCCAACAAUUCCCAAAGUAAGCUUGAAGAAUGGCACCUCGUCCUCUAUAUAGGUAUUCAUCACUCUUGGGACUUAAUACUGAAUUUAUCAGGUUACCAAAUGCCUUUUGUUUCUCUCCACAGAUAUGGUUUUAACUUUGUUUCAGUUUCAACUCUGUCUUUCACUGCCAAUUUUUAAAACUAUUGCAACCUUGACAACUUAUCACAGACUUUAUAUCUGUUCUCUCCAGCUCUCUUCCUUUCUACCCAGCAAAGCAACAUAGAGUAGCCUUGUUUUCUUACCUUUCCAGCUCUGAUCAUGGGUCUCUGACCUGAAACAUUAACUGUUUCUGUCCUUGUGGAUGCUGCCUGAUCUACUGUGUGCUUCCAGAUUUGAGUUUUUUCUAGUGACAUACCAUAAACCUUGAUAAGAUAGUACUGUAUUUUCAAUGCAAUGCAGGCCUCAAUUGAUUGUGCCAUUCUUUGGAGUUAAGGUGGCUAGGGCAAACAAAUCACUUUCAAAAGCAUUCUCAAGUAAAUGUGAUGCAAUCUCUACUUGUCAUGGGCAUGUUAGUACAGCAGUUAAGCUGCUAGACAUGCACCACGAGUCUUGGGCUAAUGACCCAGUGAUGUGAGUUCAUAUCUGACCAAAGUAGCUAGGAAUGCAAAUUUACCUAAUUAAAUAAAUAUGCCAUUUACAUAAAAGCUCAUGGGGGGUGGAAUGUUUCGUUGGUCAAUAACAUUUAAUUUCUAUCUGAUGUGCAUUUGGUCCCAUUGAAUUUGAGAGCAGCAAAUGGGUGAAGUUUAAUAUAGAUAGUUGUUUACAUUUGCCCAUGCGUCCAGUACUGGUAAAUAAAGGUGAAUAUCCGUCCACCUUUCUCUGUUGACAAGUCAAAGUCAUUAUGAACAGCAGGGCAAAACUGAUUGCCUAAUGCAAGAUCUCCAUUGGUACAUUUCAACAGUAGAUAACUGCGCUGUUGACUGACAGGAAGGGUAGAUUAGAUUUAUUUAUCAUAUACUGAACCAUACAGUGAAAUGCAUUGUUUGCAUUAUCAGCCAACACAGCUGAAGGAAGUGAAGGGGGCACCCUGUACCCACAGGUGUCACCACACAUUACAGAACAACACGCAAAUAAUACACAAAGAAUAACAACAAUAAAACAGGCCCCUUUUCCACCCUCUCAUCCACACAAGCCCUAGGGCAUCCAACCUCCACAUUGUAAUAGUCAUUCAAGUCUGCUGCCCACUGCUCCUGUGCUUCAAUCAUUUCCUCCCACUGCUGGCUGACCCUCACUCUGCCAGCCAUGACUCACUUCUAAAGACCCAUCAAGAUCACUGCAGGAGUGCUGCACCAUCAGCAGUGAAUGGAAAGGAUCCCACAGCACUACUUCAAAGACCAUGAGGCAAGCCAUCCCCAGAAUCUUUCUCAACAUUAAGUUCUGACUUUUAACACAGGCCCAUCUGUAAAAAUGAAGCACAUCUACUCACAAGAGAUUCUGCAGGUAAUGGAAACGUUGGGUAACACACACACACACACACACACACAAAUGCUUGAGGAACUCAGCAGGUCAGGCAGCAUCUAUGGAGGAGAAUAAAUUGUUGACGCUUCAGGCCAAGACCCUUCAUCGGAACUGGAGAGGGAAGGGGGAAGAAGUCAGAAUAAGAAGGUGGGAGGGGGAAUGGAAGGAGUGCAAGCUUAGCAGAGGCAUGUUCCCAGGAAGCUACAUUUAGCAUCGCGUUAAAAAGAAAAAAAAGGCAGACACCAAAUGGAUAGUCACCCAUUAAUAUGACCCCCAGGAUACAGGCCAUUCAAGAUGGAGUAACCUAAAGGGGGGAUAUGGAAGGGGCUAUAGAAAUGUAAGCCAUUACUUUUUUCAAGAUGAUGUCCAAACAGCAUGAACAUAUGCAGCAACUUUAAUGCAGUUAACUGUUCUGAGGCACUAUACCAGGAGGUUCAGAGAUCAGGGAUGUUGUUGUUAUUACUGACCUAUAGCUGACCCCUCAGGGUGCUGGGCAGUUCACUUCAAAGCCAACAAGUGCAUAACAUGCUGGUGGGACAGGAAGGACAAGAAGGUGAGAAGAAUGGGCUGGGUGUUGAGGUGUGUGUGUGGGGGGGGGGUAGGGGGAGGGAACAGGAAGUGGUUCCCAAGCUACUGCAAGCAUUGUACAUAAUGAGGUGCUGCAGGUGCUUGCAGUAGCUGGGCACCACUUCCUAUUGCCAGAUUGCACCUGUCUCAUUGAGGUGAGUGCAUUAAGCUCAGCUACCUAGUGAGACAAAGGAAGUAAUGAAAAUUAUUACACACUUCCAUUAAGUAGAACACAGAACCGCACAAUGCAAAUUCAAGUCAUUUGGCCCACAAUGUCUGAAAGGAACAUGAUACGAAAUUAAAUAAAACCUCUUCUGCCUGUAUAUUUCUCUCUAUUCCCUUAAUUUUCAUGCACCUAUCUAAAAGUCUUUUAAACACCUUUACCAUACUGACUUCCACUGCUACCCUGGCAGCCUGUUCCAGGCAUUUACCACUCUGUACAAAAACUUGUCUUGUAUGUCUCCUUUAAAUUUUCCUUCUCCCACCUUAAAAACGUAUCCUCUAGUACCCUGGGAAAAAAGUCUCCUUAUCUAAAUAUCUCAAAUAUAAAUGUUUAAAAUGCACAAACAAGAGAAAAUCUGCAGAUGCUGGAAAUCCAAGCAACACAGACAAAAUGCUGGAGGAAUUCAGCAAGUCAGGCAGCACCUACAGAAAAAUGUACACAGUCCUGCUGAAGGAUUUUGGCCCGAAACGUCGACUGUACUUUUUUUCCAUAGAUGCUGCCUGGCCUGCUGAGUUCCUCCAGCAUUUUGAGUGUGCUGCUUGUUUAAAAUGCAGACUCAUCGGUAUCUGCAAGGAGAUUAAUGAGGGUGCUUCCAACUUUGUAGAAUUUCAGGUAAGAGGAAUGGGAGGUUAUUUUCUCUGAAACAGAAAACCAUGGAGGAAAAUUUAAAAGAUGUGGCACAUUUCCUUCAACAGUGAGAUUAAUACCUUGAGGCAUGGUUUAAGGUAAUCAGUAAAAUAAUUAGAAAAGAGCUGAAGACAGACUUCUUUUUGUCUUAAAUGUAGUGGGGGACUGAAACUUGGUGCCUGAAACCCUCAUCGAAUGGAUCAGUUGUAACCACAGGACCACAUAAACACAAAGAGUAUGGACACCAUGGACUUGGUGUCUUCUCUAUGUGUUGCUGGAAGUGAGAAGACCAGGUAUUUAGAUGAGGGAUAAAUAAAAGCCAGCACAAUUCCUCAAGUAAUGCUUGAGACCAGGAAGACCAUUCUGAUUUCUAGCCUCAUCCUGAAAAUUUUUCUAUCUUUAUCUUUCGGUGCAAUCAAACCUGCUAUGCAUAUCUAGAAUUCUGUGCUCAUUAUGGCACAGUUCAUUAAGGCCGAUGGCGGUCAACCUUCAAAACAUGAUUGGAGCAGAACACAAAUACAAGAAAAUCUGCAGAUGCCGGAAAUCCAAAGCGAUGCACACACAAAAUGGUGGAGGAACUCAGCACGCCAGGCAACAUCUAUGGAAAAGAGUAAACAACAGAUGUUUCGGGCCAAGACCCUUCUUCAGGACAGAGAGGGAAGGGGGGAGAUGCCUGAAUAAAAAGGUGGGGAAAGGGGAAGGAGGACAAGCUGGAAGGUAAUAGGUGAAGCCAGGUGGUUGGGAAAAGCCAAGGGCUGGAGAAGAAUGAAUCAGAUAUGAGAGGAGAGUGGACAACAGGAGAAAGGGAAGGGGAGGGGAAUCCCAGGGGGAUGUAAUAUGCAGGUGAGAAGAAGUAAAAGGUCAGAGUGGGAAAUAGAGGAAGGGGUGGGGGAGGGAAUUGCAUUCAACAGAAGGAGAAAUUGAUGAUCAGAGCAGUGUUGGUUUCUUUGCUAAUAUAGUUGGUGGAAAGUGUAAAAUCUACGGAGGCUCCCUUAAAGUAUUUUUGUGCAAGUUAUAUUGCACUUGAAAAUAAGCAUAAUUUUAGGCAUUUUAGUUAUUGAAGAAUAAGGAAGGAAUACUUAUAUCAUUGUCUUACACUUCCAUUUUCAAAUGUCCUAAAGUGCUCACAGCUACUGAAAAGCACUUUGAAAUGAGGUGACUUUUGUAAUGAAGCAAAUAUAAGAGCUAAUUUGUACACAGCAACAUCCCACUAAUAGUUGAUAGGACUCCUGCCUCCAAAUCACUCUUCAUUCAACGAACAACAGCAGAUCUGUAGAUGCUGGAAAUCAAAGCAACACUCACAAUGAGUUCUGAUGAAGGGCCUUGGCCCAAAAUGUCUUUUCUAUGGAUGCUGCCUGACCAGCUGUGUUCCUUCAGAAUUUUGUAUGUGUUGCACCAUUCAUCCAAAAUCUCUGUUCAAAGAUUCCCACUGGCAUUCCCACUCUGGUAUUGUCUUUUGCAUGCAAUGUUCAAAUGCAGCUUUGCCUUCCUUUUCAGGAUGCAUUACUUGAGGAAUUGUACCGGCCUACAUUUAUCCCUCAUCUAAAACCUGUGCAGUCAUUUCUUUGUAGCUGUUUACAGGAGGACAAGUUACUUCUUGUACUUUUGACUUAAACAGUACUUCAUACAUACUUUAUGAAGUGGUUUCGAAAAUUCCAUAAAAUAAUGCAAAUUUUACUCUCGAUGUUUAAAUGCCCCAUAGUAACUCCUCUGGGAACAAUUCUCAUGGUUGCCUAGGCAGCAUUCCUCUUUCAACUACCAUGUACAUUGACUUUCCAUGGAAGUAUUUGAUGGGAGAUGGAAAUGGUUUGCCUUAUUGUUGACAUAUGCUGUUCCAUUCAAAUAUUUGUAUAUAAGUAAAAGGCAUUGUAUAUACUAUAACUGCAAGCUCAUCUAUCCAAGAGUCAUAUCAACUUGUGUAAUUGUUCUAGGCUAUGUGUUAUUCAAAGCCAUGAUCCAAUGGGAAUCUAUGUCACAUGGAUAUCCUUGUUGCUAAGAUGAUAAACUUUCACAGAGAUAUAGUGGGAGGAGUAUUAUAGGACUAUAGGAGGGAGACUCAAUAGGACAAAUAUUUUAAAAUUCACCCCAUCCCUUUUGUGCAAUGACAUUUUUUUUCAUUUCAAUUAGUAUUAUUUUCUUCUGAAAACUGUCAAAUGUUGUCAUCGACACGUUGCAGGCACUUUGGAGGAAGUUAAAUUUGACCGCUAUUGUUCUCGAUAGAUUAUUAUGCACAGAUACAUAAACUUAAUGAUUAUUUGGGGGGGGGGGGGAGAGAUACAUCAUCUUGCUGCCACACUUUCUGUGCAUGCUUGGUGUUCAGGUAGGGAAAUAUGACCCAAAAAUAAAAGGCAACUUAAGAUGGUUGACAAAAUGUGUAGUUACCAGAUCCUAGUUCAGUAAUUCUUCUUCAACUGAGUACUCUGCCUCAUCCCCCUCAGUGUACAAUUACAAAUAUCAAAUGCCCUUGGACACAACACAUGGAUGAUAUUUUUAUGUAACAAAAUUUACAAUGUAUGCUUUAACAGUGUGGAUUAAUUAUUCAAAAUAUAUGUAAAUUACUUCAGACUUUUUUCUCAUUACUUUUCAAAAGUUUAAAGUUGUAACAUUUUAUAUCAAAAUUAGCUUCAAAGGAAUUGAAAAAAAUUAACAAAUAAAAAUACCUGUUCUACUCUCAUAGAAAUGCUUAACUUUGUUCUU
Messenger RNA from Mobula hypostoma (lesser devil ray), 8637 nucleotides. It is a transcript of the gene vsir, whose product is annotated as V-set immunoregulatory receptor. Lineage: Eukaryota; Metazoa; Chordata; Chondrichthyes; Myliobatiformes; Myliobatidae. Gene Ontology annotation, biological process: regulation of immune response; negative regulation of alpha-beta T cell activation. Gene Ontology annotation, cellular component: plasma membrane. The transcript has 7 exons. The record is from RefSeq and is a predicted model, not a curated record. The coding region runs from base 155 to 1042 and encodes 295 amino acids.